AUGAGGAGCCUCUGCUCUUGGCUUUGCCUCCUUCUGCCUCUGAGUGCCUGCUUUCCUCUGCUGGACAGAAGGGGACCCACAGACGUCGGUGACGUCGGAGCCAGGAUGAGCUGGGUCCAGCUGACUGAGGGACACACCCCCCGCUCAGUUCAAAGUCCACGGCCACAGGCCCUGCUCGUGGUGGCCAAGGAGCAGCAGGCCUCUCGAAGGGAGCACACCGGCUUCCGCCUAGGGAGGCAGGACAGUGGCAGUGAAGCCGCGGGGUUCCUGCCCACUGACUCAGAGAAGGCCAGCGGCCCCCUGGGGACUCUGGCAGAGGAGCUCAGCAGCUACAGCCGGAGGAAGGGAGGCUUCAGCUUCCGCUUCGGCCGGUGA
Messenger RNA from Rattus rattus (black rat), 375 nucleotides. RefSeq names its product pyroglutamylated RFamide peptide (gene Qrfp). The coding region runs from base 1 to 375 and encodes 124 amino acids. NCBI's taxonomy places the organism in Eukaryota, Metazoa, Chordata, Mammalia, Rodentia, Muridae. The transcript has a single exon. The record is from RefSeq and is a predicted model, not a curated record. Gene Ontology annotation, molecular function: orexigenic neuropeptide QRFP receptor binding.